AAAACUCAAAGUGUGACAACCGCCGUCGAAAUUCUCAAUUUGCACAUCCAGGACACAUAAAUAGUUUUUUUUCCGAGCAAUUCUGUCAGUUUUACUGCGACUAAACUAACAUUAAGUUUUACAAUGCCUUUGUGACAAUGAAGUUAAAGAAAGUCUGUUUACUUCUUUUCGUUCUUUUACUUUUGCUGCUACUAAACGAGAUUAGUUGCAUCGCAAACUACCACCAAGAGGAGAAUUUGAUCACRGAUGAGGACCGCAGAGCCGCCAACCCUGAGGAGAAAACCGACCCUAAAAAACGUGGUCUUUACGACACCCAUGGGACCUACACCAAACCCCAAUAUCCCUCAGGCUAUUACGAAGCUGAAACUGUUUCAAACCCCGGCUAUGUUCCCGUUUUGAGCCACCAUUACCCCAGUUAUCCCUCAGGACAUGGCUCGUAUGGGUUGUACACCCCAAAUGGCCAUGGGUUUGGCUAUGGUCCGCCGGCCCAUGACCACGGCCAUGGCCACAACGCUUUGGCGCUGAAAGHCCUGCUGAUACCCUUGGCCGGGAUUGCCCUUCUGGGGGCCGCCGCGGCCCUUUCCACCAAUCCAGUCCUUCUGCAAUUAGGAGUGGUUAAUGGGCGAAGACGACGACGAAGGUCGCUGAAUUUGAACACUUUUAAUCCUCGAUAAAUGAGUUGUUUUUGAAUUAGUAAAGGAGUGAGUAGUU
Messenger RNA from Tribolium madens (black flour beetle), 711 nucleotides. RefSeq lists its product as uncharacterized. The transcript is spliced from 4 exons. Lineage: Eukaryota; Metazoa; Arthropoda; Insecta; Coleoptera; Tenebrionidae. The record is from RefSeq and is a predicted model, not a curated record. The coding region runs from base 138 to 674 and encodes 178 amino acids.